CACGGCUGUCACUGGCAUCCCCAUGAGUGACAACCUGCAGGUCCCAUGGCACCGUGAGUGCCCUCUGGAGACCUCCCCUCCAGGAGGCACUGGAGAAGCUGGAGCAGGUCCCCUCUCCUGAGGGGAGAGAGAUCUUCUGAGCUCCUGCAGGACUGGGGAAAGGCUGGGUUUUCUGAGGGGCUGGGGGUCACAGGGACCAGGUGCCAUCUCCCCUCAGCUGGGGGAUGCCUGGUCACAGGUGGGAAAGAGGGACAUGCUGCGCCUGGGCACAGCUCCCCUCCUGAAGGUGCAGUCUCUGUGGUUCCACCUGGGAGAACCAGACAGGGGGUGGGAGCCCCAUGGGCUCCCUCCCCUCCAUGGGUCCCGUGCCUGGCACAGCAUCCCCAGCACCUCCCCUGGCACCUCACCUUGCUGGCCCRGUACGGGUACAUGGGGCCCUCUGGCAGCCCRAGGCACAGCCCGAUGGAGCCCAGUUUGGUGCAGAUGUUGAUGGCUCAGACCCUGCUGCAGCUCAGACCCUCCUUCCCUUCACUGCCUGUUCCAGCAGCAGCAGAAAUUCCUGCUGCAAGGACACAGAUGCUGCAUUAAGAUGUGGCAAGCCCAAGGCCAGCAGCUGGUGAUGUGCCGGGCAUGCAGGUGCCCAUCUUUCUGCCAGGAGACUGCAUCCACUAUGAUUGCUUCCCUCCAUGGSUGCUUUGUUUCUCUUGACAGUCAGGGAACAGGCAUUGGCUUGGAUGAUGCASGAACAAAGCAGAGAGUGUCUGCUCAAGGCCGUGUGGGGAAUGUCCUGGCUCAGGGGCCCUGGGAAGUGGGAUGAGAUCAGACUGUUCCCAGAAUUGUGUGUGUCUAAUGAGGAAAGCCCUUCUUGUGAAGGUGUCAAGCCCACGUGAGCCAUGGCACUUCCCCCAUCCCUUCCACUAGCUGCUCCCUCCCUCCCUCACCCACAACAUCCUCUUGUGGCUUAUGGCUGCACGUUUUCCAAGGACAGCGGAAUUUGCCUGGAAAAGCCAAGUGAUUUUUGCCCUUUGGAAGAGGGCUUCCAGCCGGGAUCAAUGUCCUGGAGUUUGAAGGGCUGGAGCAUUUGCUCCUCCUGGAACCAAGGGUUGGUGUAAACCCUGUGUGGGUGGGGUUGUCCAUGGAAAAUGCUAUAAGGAAAUAUUAGGAAGCUGAGCAAACAGCCAUAGCUGGGGCAGAGGAGGACAGGCAGCAUGGCAGGGCUCUGUGUCCGCUCUGUUCUGGUGACUGGGGCCAACCGUGGCCUUGGYCUGGGAUUUGUCCAGCAUUUCCUGAAGAUGCCAAACCCACCCCAGUGGAUCUUUGCAGGCUGUCGUGACCCCAAAGGACAGCGAUCACAGGAGUUACAGAAUUUGGCCUCCAAGCACCCCAAUAUCAUCAUCAUCCCGCUCGGUAGGUGCCCCGAGGUGGGGAUCCUUUGCCCCAGUUCCUCUGGCAAUGUGGAAGGAGCUGCUCCCCUGCCCUGUGCCACAUCCAUGUGUGCUCCUGUCCCCUCUGUGUCCUCACAGGCGUUCCUGCCCUUGCUGAAGAAGGCUGCCCAGGGGAGCCCAGGCUCAGGGCUGAGCUGCAGCAAGGCUGCCAUCGUCAACAUGUCCAGCUAUGCAGGUUCCAUUGAGGAUGUCUAUGUAUGGGAAUUUGGACAAGUUGUCUCAUACCGCUGCAGCAAGGCUGCCCUGAACAUGCUGACCAAGUGCCAGUCCCUGGCAUACAAAGAGCACGGCAUCCUCUGUGUCACUUUCCACCCCGGCUGGGUGCAAACCGACAUGGGGGGCGGAGGAUCAUUUAAGCCUCCCCUGACAGUGGAUGACAGCGUGCAAGGGAUGCUGAAGGUGCUCUCCUCCAUCUCUGAGAAGGACACUGGSACCUUCCUGGACUGGGAAGGGAAGGUUUUGCCCUGGUGAGAUGCUGGUUCCAGAUUCUGACUGUGAGGACCUUUGUCGCCGCACCAUGCUGUGCCUGUCUCUUAGUAAAGGAGUGUCC
Messenger RNA from Malurus melanocephalus (red-backed fairy wren), 1995 nucleotides. RefSeq lists its product as uncharacterized. Bases 1209 to 1916 code for a protein of 235 amino acids. NCBI's taxonomy places the organism in Eukaryota, Metazoa, Chordata, Aves, Passeriformes, Maluridae. The transcript has 5 exons. The record is from RefSeq and is a predicted model, not a curated record.